AAUAAAUGAUCCCUGCUGCUAAAGAUGCCCAAAGUGAGAAGAAAAAAGUUAAUCAGAUUGGAAAUGAGAAUUCAGAGAAUGAAUCUGAAAGUUUUGAACUUCCAAUCCCUUUUCCUGAGAAUUCUGAAGAAGAAAACCUCGAAGUUUUUUACGAAUAUUUGCCGAGUAAACAAAUUAAAAUAAAUAAAAUUCCGUCAGAAUUUUUUGAAAACCAUGAUGAUUGUAGAAAUGAUGUAUUCAAAGACACAGAAAGACAUUCAGAGCUUCAAGGAAGAAACUUAUGUAAACUAUCUCUCUAUUGUUAUUACUGUCAGGAAAAUGUAAAGUCUAUAAAAUCUCAGCUCAAGGCAUCAAAAUAUUCUAAUUGAUUACAAUGCAUAGCUGACCUUCUAAUUUGCUCUGUGUGUUGAUCCCUAGUAAUAACCAUGUAUAUAGCUAUAGUAAUACUACUUUUUGUAUUUCUUAUGAUUUACUAUCAAAGUGCUCAAGCUGCUGUAGUUUAUUUCUUAUUGUAAUGUUCACUUUUGGCUUAUUGGCGAUCUGUUGUUCCUGAGGACUUUGUUGUUAUGCCAAAGUUUCUGAAUCUAAGAAAUAUUAUUAUUGCCAGAAUUGCAAGAGACCCACUAUUAUUGAUGAAGGAGGUAGAAUCAGUUGCCAGUUGUUUGAUGGAGCUAUACAGACUUAUAGAGAGAAUCAUU
Messenger RNA from Moneuplotes crassus, 698 nucleotides. NCBI's taxonomy places the organism in Eukaryota, Ciliophora, Spirotrichea, Euplotida, Euplotidae. The record is from the annotation of a GenBank genome assembly.